Messenger RNA from Penicillium taxi, 1362 nucleotides. RefSeq names its product KH domain-containing protein. The coding region runs from base 1 to 1362 and encodes 453 amino acids. The record is from RefSeq and is a predicted model, not a curated record. Gene Ontology annotation, molecular function: RNA binding. NCBI's taxonomy places the organism in Eukaryota, Fungi, Ascomycota, Eurotiomycetes, Eurotiales, Aspergillaceae. Gene Ontology annotation, cellular component: nucleus. The transcript is spliced from 7 exons.
AUGGGCGAUGAUCUCCGUCCUAUCAAGCGCUCGCGCUUUGAUCAGACCGAUACCCGUCGCCGUGAACAGAACUCGCGUUCCCGGUCGCCAUCUUCCCGUCAGACUGACAAUCUCCGCACCCGUAGCCCGCUGAGUCGCACCCAAAGCCCUGCUAUGGAAUCGAAUUCGAAGCCUGACCCGGCGGCUGCUGCUGACUGUGUUUCUUCCCAAUUAGCUGCCGCUGCGGCUCUCAUCAACGCGUCAUUGCGGAAGGGCACACAGCAUGCCGAUACCAACAAUCGCUCGAAUGAGAGUGCUGAUGAUAAGUCGCAAGUUCCGGGGAAGAUCUACGUCGCCGAUGGCGACUUUAUUAAAGACAUUGAGAUCAAUGAUCUUCGAAACCGCUACACCUUGACCAAGGGAUCCACCCAACAAAUGAUUAAGGAUGAAACUGGUUCCGAUGUUACGACACGCGGCAGCUAUUACCCGGAUAAGAACAUGGCCACAGCAGCCAGCCCCCCUCUGUACCUUCACGUGACCAGCACCUCGAAGGAUGGCCUUGAGAAGGCCGUCAAGAUUAUCGAUGACCUGAUGCAGAAGGAGCUUCCUAACUUGGUGGAUGAGCGUCGAUUCCGUAGACGCGAACCCACCGAACAAGCCGACCGGGAUGAGUUUGGCCGCCGUAAAUGGCCCGAAGAGCGCAUCCCAAUCGACCUUGAGCCAAUCGCUGGCUUUAAUUUGCGCGCGCAGGUGGUUGGCCAGGGCGGUGCUUUCGUUAAGCACAUCCAGACGCAGACUCGCUGCCGUGUCCAGAUUAAGGGUCAUGGAUCCGGCUUCAUUGAAUCCAGCACCGGUCGCGAGAGCGAUGAGGCAAUGUUCUUGCAUGUUGCAGGACCCGAUCCGGCGGAUGUCGAGGCCGCCAAAGCGCUUUGCUUAGACCUCUUGGAUAACGUGAAGGAGCAGUACCAGGCUUUUAAGGAUAACCCCCCGCAGCGCGGCUAUGGCGGAUAUCGUGCUGGUGGUGAUCGCCAGGACAGUGGCGGCGACCGUCACUAUGGAGGAUACGGUUACAACAACCGUAACCAACGCCACACUAACGGCAGCGCUGACGCUAAUGGCGACUCUGCCGCCAACACUGAUUACAGCGCAACCAACGGACAGUACUAUGGAGCUACCGGAGCUGCCGGAGCUGCCGACCCUUACGCUGCUUGGGGCGGGUACCAUAACUAUGUCGCCUAUUACCAGUACUAUUACGCACAGGGACAGGGACAGAGCGCUAUCGUCCAAGAUCAGGAAAAUGGUGCUGUUCCUCCCCAAGGCAGUGAGGUCCCUCCAGCUCCCCCGGCGUCUGGCUUGAGCCCCCCUCCCCCACCCCCUCAGUAG